Messenger RNA from Procambarus clarkii (red swamp crayfish), 2425 nucleotides. RefSeq names its product muskelin 1 (gene muskelin). NCBI's taxonomy places the organism in Eukaryota, Metazoa, Arthropoda, Malacostraca, Decapoda, Cambaridae. Gene Ontology annotation, molecular function: protein binding. Gene Ontology annotation, cellular component: cytoplasm. The record is from RefSeq and is a predicted model, not a curated record.
AACGCCACCAUGGAACAGCUGUUUGAGAACCACAACAACAAUGGCAGAGGCUCCUGGUGACAACACUCAACCUCUCAAGUAUUCAAUCCAUAAGUUCUCCACUUACUCUUCCAAUUAUGUCCCAGAAAAUAUUCUUGAAGAUAAGCCAAACGAUCAAGCAUCUCGGUGGUCGUCUGAUUCCAAUAACCCUCCGCAGUUCCUUACCCUGAAGCUUGAGAGGCCUGCUGUUCUGAAAACCAUAGCUUUCGGCAAAUAUGAAAAAACUCACGUAUGCAAUAUCAAGAAAUUUCGAGUAUAUGGUGGACUCUCGGAUGACAACAUGAUACUUUUAUUGGAAAGCGGUUUAAAAAAUGACACAGUUCCCGAGACAUUCCUAUUAAAACAUACUGUCUCAGGGCACCAGUUUCCCGUCCGAUUUGUGAAGAUUGUCCCGCUUCAGUCUUGGGGAUCAACAUUCAACUUCAGCAUCUGGCAUGUGGGGCUUCGUGGUUGUGAUGACUGGGCUGUGGUGCAGAAGUGUAUCAACUGGUAUACAACAUACCGGGAAAGAGAAGCUAUUCGGCUGUGUCUGAAACAUUUCCGUCAACAUAACUACUCUGAAGCAUUUGAAUCCUUAGAAAAACGAACUCGGGUUACUUUAGAAGAUCCUCGUUUGACACAACUACAUAAGCUGCUCGUGGAACAGGGAGACUUUGAUGCAUGUGAAGAACUUAUUAGCCAGGCUGCCCAAGAGGGGUUGUUUCAACAGUACAUUAGCCAGCAGGAGUACAAACCUCAAUGGACACCCAUCAUUCCCUCUCCUGGAGGGUCUGCCAGUAGCCGUCAGCGGCCGGGUAUGAGGGGAGGUCACCAGAUGUGUAUCGACACCAAUACACAGACUAUAUACCUGUUUGGUGGAUGGGAUGGCAUGCAGGACCUUAGUGAUUUAUGGUCUUAUCACAUACCAUCUCAGGAGUGGACUUGUAUUACCAGAGACACUAAUGCUGAGGGUGGUCCUAGUGCUCGUUCCUGUCACAAGAUGUGUCUGGAUCCUGAGCGGCGGCAGAUUUUUACUCUUGGUCGCUAUUUGGACUCUGCCCUACGGCUUCCAGAGAACCUUAAAAGUGACUUUUAUAUGUAUGACAUUGAGAACAACAAGUGGACCCAAGUUACUGAAGACACGGCAGCUUUGGGAGGCCCACGACUUAUCUUUGACCAUCAGAUGGUGAUGGAUGUUGAUAAACGGAUUAUUUAUGUCUUCGGUGGACGUGUUCUCACCCCCUCAAGAUGGGAGGGGUGCGUUGGGGGGCUAGGGCUGGAUGAACUACGCAGCAGUAACUACACUCCCAGUGAAGCUAUUUUCUCGGGUCUUUAUGCCUACCACGUAGCCACAAACACCUGGACCAAACUGAGAGAUGAUUGUUCUGGCAACUCUUCUGGUCCUCAAGACAUCAAAUCACGCAUUGGCCACUCUAUGCUGUUUCAUAGUGGAAGUCGUCAGCUCUUCAUUUUGGCUGGUCAGCGAAAUAAGGAAUACCUGACAGACUUUUUCAUGUACAAUAUAGACACAGAUACAGUAAGUUACAUAAGUGAUGGAACACGUAAGGACUCCUCAUCUGUGCCUGCUGCUGGCUUUACUCAAAAGGCGACCAUAGAUCCUCACCUUAAUGAGAUACAUGUUUUAUCGGGCCUUAGUAAGGACAAGGAUAAAAGAGAUGAAAAUGUUCGGAAUUCAUUCUGGGUGUAUGAUAUAUCUCAAAAUAAAUGGUCAUGUAUAUAUCGCAAUGAGCAGACCGGGGAGUCAUAUUGGAGCAAAAUGCAACAUGUAGAGCCCUGUCCUCGAUUCGCUCACCAACUAGUCUAUGAUGAUACAAAAAAGGUUCACUACUUAUUUGGCGGUAACCCAGGUAAAGCUUCUCUUCCCAAGAUGCGACUGGAUGAUUUUUGGUCACUGAGACUAUGUCGUCCCUCAACUCAACAGCUUUUGCACACUUGCGUCCUCCUUAUCCGGAAACAUAGGUUUAGUGAAUUAGCUCGGGAUAACUCGGUACUGGCGCUGAAGUACCUUCAGACGAAACUUCAUAAUGCCGUUGACCAUACUGACCCACAACAAGUGCAGGAAUUUCAAGCACUUGCCACAACGCUCUUUCAACCCCACGAAGAUUCAAUAUAUGGUCAAGCACAUUCUUUAUCAGAGGAUGAAGACAGCAGCUCAAAUUUAUUUGGCACCGACCUAGGAUGGCAACAUAGUUCUCGUUCACAAUUAUUUGAUCAACUAACUCAAUUUUUCCCUGAGCACAUGACACAGCCCAGAGGGAAUCUAGUAGAUCUCAUACCUUACUGAUCUUCAUCACUUGAUACGCUAUAUCUUGGAAAAGUAGUAAUCACAGCCUUGGCAUAUUCCUUUUAUAUACAGUAUAUAUAUAUAUAUAUAUAUAUAUAUAUA